AUGGUUACUAAAACCCUAACCCUAGAGUUGGCAUUUCCAAAGUAUCCGGGGCUCCGACCAUCCAACGGUCCAAACCUAGCGAACCCAGAAAAUGCGCAAUAUGCGAUAUCCGUUCGGGACUCUAACGGUAUCCAAAUUGAGAUCCGCGAAAUCCUACGCGCUCAUGACAUCAAGGGAAUCGCAUUGGGACAAAAAUGCCCUAGAGCUACAGUGCCCACGCUCCGGCAGCGCGUGGGUGUCCAAAGCGAUACCCUUCGCCGGAAAAUCUCCAAAUCUCGGCUCAAGACUCCUAUCCUAGGUAAAACACUCUAUUUGGAACCAUUUUUGUUCUUGGGCAUACCCCAAAAACUGACCCGAAGUGGCCAGAAUCUCAUCCCGAAAUCCAAUUCGAAAAUCGAGCUACCUACACUCAAAAUUGAUGCAAUCCUAACCAACCAUCAGCUAGAUCAUGAAAAAUAG
Prunus armeniaca (apricot) is the source of this 459-nucleotide messenger RNA. The record is from the annotation of a GenBank genome assembly. Lineage: Eukaryota; Viridiplantae; Streptophyta; Magnoliopsida; Rosales; Rosaceae.